Molecule: messenger RNA, 558 nt
Organism: Ceratina calcarata
Lineage: Eukaryota; Metazoa; Arthropoda; Insecta; Hymenoptera; Apidae
Exons: 3
Coding region: 24-542 (172 amino acids)
Cellular component (GO): extracellular region
Molecular function (GO): chitin binding
Source: RefSeq, a predicted model, not a curated record
ACAAAACUCGAAACCCGAGUAUCAUGUCGCGACAAGCUCAUCUAUUCAUUUUAUUAGUUGCCAUCGCGAUCGUCUAUGGGCUGCCUCAGCAGCAAAGGGCUAAGAGGCCCGUCGUGGAAUUGAGGAACAAGACGGCCGGUUUGACGCUUCCAGACAACGCGACUUUGAUCAGGGAGAACAUCGUGGACAGUUUCUCCUGCCAGGAAAGAAUUUAUGGAUACUACGCGGACAUGGAGAACGACUGCCAGAUUUUCCACGUCUGCAUGCCGCAGGCUAGGGGCUCCAUCCGGUGGAGCUUCAUCUGUCCCGCCGAGACCGUGUUCAAUCAGGCUACGUUCGUUUGCACGAAAACGGAGAACUCUAUACCGUGCGAAGAAUCGGAGAAAUUUUACGACCUGAACGAGGCUAUCGGAAAGGAAAUUGAAGAGGAGAGCGAAAUGGAACAGUCGACGAAGGAAUCGGACGUGGAACCGAUCUCCAGCAGACCUCCGAGCAGGACGUCUAGGAUUUCGAACCGGAGGAGAUCGGCGAGGAAUCAGUGAUCUUCUGUGAACGAUC